Messenger RNA from Pistacia vera, 1620 nucleotides. Its product is annotated as UV-B-induced protein At3g17800, chloroplastic. Bases 152 to 1411 code for a protein of 419 amino acids. Lineage: Eukaryota; Viridiplantae; Streptophyta; Magnoliopsida; Sapindales; Anacardiaceae. The record is from RefSeq and is a predicted model, not a curated record. The transcript has 4 exons.
CUAACAACUCCAGCUCAAGAAUCAUAUCUAAAUCUCAAUAAAACUUCUCUCUUUUUGUCUCCUGUUCUCUCUGUACAUUACAUACGCUAGGGUUUGUUUAGCUUAGUUUCUCUCCCUCCUUAUUAGCUUCGUAUAUACAGAAGAGUUAAAGAUGGAAGCAGCCACAUCAAGUGUGGUUCGAUCUUCAAUCGGCGUCAAUAGACACUCCGGUUCUUUUGCUAGAUCAGCUGUUUUGUCUGCUAACGGUCCUGAUUUUGUGCGUUUCGCUACUAGUUUACACCCGCCAAUUAAGCAAUAUUCUUCAGUUUCAUACUCAAAGCCAAUGCAUAGGAGAAUGGGUAUCGGAAGUAGGAGAUGCACGGCCAUUAGAGCGUCUUCAUCUCCAGACUCCACUGGGUCGAUUGCCCCAAUUGCUCCACUUCAGCUGGAAUCUCCUAUAGGACAGUUUUUGUCUCAGAUCUUGAUGAGUCACCCGCAUCUUGUUCCUGCAGCAGUUGAGCAGCAACUUGAGCAGCUUCAAACCGACCGUGAUGCUGAGAAGAAGGAAGAACCUUCUGCUUCUGGUACCGACCUGAUUUUGUAUAGGAGAAUUGCUGAGGUGAAGGCGAAUGAAAGGAGAAAGGCUUUAGAAGAGAUUUUGUAUGCAUUGGUUGUGCAGAAGUUCAUGGAUGCUAAUGUUUCUUUGAUACCUUCAAUUGCCCCCUCUUCUUCAGAUCCUUCUGGUCGGGUGGACACAUGGCCAAGCCAUGAUGAGAAGCUUGAGCAGCUUCACUCUCCUGAAGCCUAUGAGAUGAUCCAGAACCACCUAGCUCUCAUUCUUGGGAAUCGGUUGGGUGACUCAAACUCUGUUGCACAGAUAAGCAAACUAAGGGUCGGACAGGUCUAUGCAGCUUCAGUGAUGUACGGGUACUUCCUAAAGCGUGUUGAUCAGCGGUUUCAGCUUGAAAAGAACAUGAAAAUUCUUCCAAAUGCAUCGGAUGAAGAGACUACUGUUCAGCACCGGGUGGAGGACGUGAGACCAGCUGGUGAGGGAUCUUAUGAAGCUGUCUCUUCGCACCCUGAAGUCUCAGCCUGGGCUGGUGGCGUGAGUCCUGGAGGGUUUGGCAAGGGGAUAAAGGCUUCUCGGUUGCGGACCUAUGUGAUGUCUUUUGAUGGUGAGACACUUCAGAGAUACGCAACUAUAAGAUCCAAAGAGGCUGUUAGCAUCAUUGAGAAACACACUGAGGCACUAUUUGGAAGACCAGAGAUUGUUAUUACACCUCAGGGUACUGUUGAUUCUUCAAAUGAUGAACUCGUCAAGAUCAGCUUUGGUGGUUUAAAAAGACUCGUUUUGGAGGCUGUGACUUUUGGUUCGUUCCUCUGGGACGUUGAAAGCUAUGUGGAUUCGAGGUACCAUUUUGUCAUGAAUUAAACUAUGUUUUCACCUUCAACCAUGCUAAAACAAAGUUCGGCCUAUAUUCACAAACUGACCAAACUGAAAUUUUAUAGCUGAGGUGUAGUUUUGAUAGCAAGUACCAAAUAAUUUGUGCUAAUUGGUUUGUAUAUAGUUGCUAUAGUACAAUUUGCUGCUUGAAUUUGUGCUCUUACGGUUAUGCUUCUUUUCAUAUGAAAUUUACAUAA